CUGUUUUUUGUGUGAAUAUAUAUUAUGAUGAAUAAAAUUUAUUUUUGGAACGAGAGGUAAUGGCGAGGUUUGAAGCAGUCGGUAGCGGACGCGGCCGCGCCGCUUGUUCCGGCGGGUCGGAAAGAACAAAACCGGAGGCGCCACCAGGACACGGUCCCGGUGCGUGAAAUUGCCUCGCGAAACCUCAGCCUCGCUGGAGGUGAAGGGAAAGACGACAAACUUCAAGGCUUCAGUCACGAAAAGCGGAAGGAAACGGUUAGGUUCGGGAAAAGCGUGAGCAGUAUUUGGGUCAAAGUGCAUCUGAAAAUCCAAAAGUGUGGAAUGUUUGUUGAAGCCCCUUGACUGAAGUUAUUGUUAACAUUUUUUUAAAUCAAUGGCAAGGAUCUUAAGAUACUUUACCACUGUGGGUGAUGACUACCAGAAGUGGCAAAAAGAAGAUGAGUAUGAUGAAGAUGCCGAUGAAGAAAGUGUUCCUUCCAAAUUCAGUUCUCUCAGGGAUGUUCUUAAGUGGCUUUUUAACUACAAGAAGUUCCAGAUUGCCGUUGUGUGUUUGGUCAUUUUGGAUGCCCUGUUCGUGCUUUGUGAGUUGCUAAUUGAUUUAUCGAUUGUUGAGGCAGACAAGGAGAAAAUAGCCCCCCAGGUGUUUCACUACCUGAGUAUUACUAUUCUGACUGUCUUUAUUCUGGAGUUAGCUGGGAAAUUGUAUGCCUUCCGCUUAGAAUUUUUCUGGCACAAAUUUGAAGUUCUGGAUGGCGUCAUAGUAAUUAUAUCAUUCAUUCUCGAUAUUGUCUACAUUUCCCGGGAAGAUGCUUUUGAUGGUCUGGGCUUGCUCAUACUAUUACGACUAUGGAGAGUGGCAAGAAUAAUAAAUGGAAUCUUUCUGACUAUGAAGUCACGGCAAAAGAAGAAAGAAAUUGAACUGAAACGUGCCAACAACAAUCUCAGUCAGAAAGUGGGUGAGCUCCAAAGUCAGUGCACUGAACUGACACAAGAAGUUGAGAGACUUUGUCGAUUGCUCCAGGAGCACAGAAUAAACUAUCAGAUCAAUGAAGAAACUUCUUUAAAGGUGUGUUAAAUGAAGACUGCAUUAAGAACAGCAGAUGAAAUUACUUUGUAACAGUAUCUUGCAGACUAUCAACUGAGACGUUCCAGUUUUCCAAGAAAACAAAAUUACCAUAAAUUGUUAAUUAACCUUGUAUUUCAAAAUAAACCAAAGACUUGACAGCGACAGUUUUAUUUACCGGUAAUUUGUAGUAUUAUCAAACAGUAUGUUGAUUAGCAGCCUGUUCUUUACAAUGCCAAGUGUGUUAUUUCAAUAGAGUCGGCAUUUAGAGCACAGAAGUGGCAAAUGUUCAGCCCAACUUGUUUUGCCAGCUAUGAAGCCAAUCCACAGACAGGCCCAUAUCCCUGAAUUCCUUUCCUAACCAAGUAUCUGUCCUAAUGCCUUUAGAAUUGUAUCUGCCUCUUUUACAUCCUCCUUGUCGCCACCAUAACUAAAAUGACAAUUUAUUAAGGGCUAUUUUUAUUUCAAUAACAAGUGAUUUGCAUUUUGAUUUGAUCUGGAGUCAGAUGCGCUAUUCUCCCUUUGUUACUUCUGGUAAAUUACCAGAUGUGACUAAAUUUCUGUCAGAGCUUUGCCUUGUACUUAUUUUUUCCCUGUAAACAGGGAUGUGUGCUCUCUACAAAGAAUGACUCAUCCAAGUACCUUCAAGAUGCAGUUCCUUUCAGGGGAAUAAUUAUCACAGCAGUAAUUAUCCUCAGUAUUUCAUGUGUAACCUUGAGAUAGUGCAAUUAAUUGCAAGUCAUUGCACCAACAACUGGAUAUUAUUGAGCAGAUCUAGAAUUGUAUCUACACUUUCUCAGCAAUGUAGCUCAGUUACAUGAUGCAACUGAAAUGUAUUUGCAGUCUCCAUGAUGGACUUUAAAGUACCAAACUGAUUUUAAGCUUCCAAAACAGUCAAAUUUUUUAAAGAGUGCAAUUUAGAAUCCAUCAGGAUAUUCACUUGGAAAAUUGGUGCCUUUUUCAGUUGUGUGAAAUCCAUCUGUGUAUUUUCUCCUUUGGACUCUUGAUUAAGUUUGCUUUCUCAAUACUUUGCAGAAAGGGAAGGUGAAGAGCGGAUGUAGAACUUUGCUUUCCAUUUGAAGAGUUGUGUCCCUUUGUUUAGAAAAUAUACUGCUUUCUAGUGAAUGGGUUUCAAAACUAGGGCAUUUCAAUACUGAAUAUCAAUCUGUUUGUGAUUAUUGACUAGUGAGUGAUGAGGCUUAUACAGAACAUUGCAAAAUAAAUGACAUGCCACCUGUAUUUAAAUAUAAUUACAUAUAUUCUUUCAUUAGUUUGCCAUAAUUCAUAGUGAAUAUUGACCUGGAAAUCUGAAUUCUAAUAAAUUCAGGGAGUUUCAUUAAUGUGCUUUCAGGUUCAUUGUUUAAAAUGUUAACUUUCCAAACAUUAUGGAAAUUCGCAUUACAAGAUUCACAUCAAGUAGAUUGUCAUACAUUGAUUUAUAAAAUGUCUUUUCCUUUGGAAUAUAUACACAUUUUUAAAAAAAAUUGGGAAUAGUAAACUGCUGUUUAUCCACUAUAUAGGAAGUAAAAUUCUCAGAUAAACAGCAAACAUCUUUGAGAAUAUUAAGCCUUUGACUUGUGAAUGUAGGGUAGCCAGGAUAUAGUGAACAAGUUGCACCAAUUUUGGUUCAGGAAACUGUCUGGCCCGGGUGAUGUGUGUCUAUGGUAGACUGAAUUGCUUUUUAUGAAAACUAGCUCAAAUCGUGAAUUUUGUUUCAAGUGCUAUGCAAAAUAAACACAUAUUAAGAACUGUAGACUGAUUAGCGGCAAAAUUUUUUGACUAUUUGGUACUUCAUGUCAGGAGUAUGGUCAUUCAUUUUCUGUAUUUUACAUUAAUUGUUUAGUCUUAUAAUAUAGAAUUGCCAUGUAAAACAUUAUUUAAAACUAAGGAAAUGUAGCUUGGUGAUUUAUUUUAAAGGGUUAUACAUUAGAACAUUGUAGUGUACAGCAGUAUUUUUGCAUUUCGUUUUCAACCAGCACCCUAUUUUCCCCAUCCAUUACACACAGCUAAAAGUAUACUGUGUAGGUUCUUCCUAGGUAAUGACAGGGCUCUGUUCCUGAGCAACCCAAACAGCAACAGCUACAGCUACAGAGUUUCUAUAAGGCGGAGGAUGCCUGCAGAGGUGAAUUGCCCCAUAGGAAUGGAUAGUCUCCAGAAGCAUCUUAAAUCUAGUUUUGCCAUUCUAAUGAUAAAGCUGCUAUUAAUGAAUUUAGCCCAAGCCUAUUUCAGGCUCAUGAUAUUCUUUAAAAGAUUUUACUGCAGAUGGUGUGUUAAAUGCUAAUGAUAGUUUUUAAAAGGACAGCAGGUGACAUGCCUUAAGUAGAACGUGUAAAAGGACAUGGAAUUGUUCUUUUUGGGUUCAAUAUGGCAAAAUUCCAACUCAUUCAAGAAUGACCAUUUAUAGCCCCACAGCAGCUGAUAAAUGCAUUCCCCAAACACACUUGUAUGUGGGGCUCAACAUACAAA
Molecule: messenger RNA, 3529 nt
Organism: Mobula hypostoma (lesser devil ray)
Lineage: Eukaryota; Metazoa; Chordata; Chondrichthyes; Myliobatiformes; Myliobatidae
Gene: hvcn1
Product: hydrogen voltage-gated channel 1
Exons: 6
Coding region: 374-1075 (233 amino acids)
Biological process (GO): proton transmembrane transport
Cellular component (GO): plasma membrane
Molecular function (GO): voltage-gated proton channel activity
Source: RefSeq, a predicted model, not a curated record